Messenger RNA from Mesitornis unicolor (brown roatelo), 6176 nucleotides. RefSeq names its product zinc finger, GRF-type containing 1 (gene ZGRF1). Lineage: Eukaryota; Metazoa; Chordata; Aves; Mesitornithiformes; Mesitornithidae. Gene Ontology annotation, biological process: double-strand break repair. The annotation marks the transcript as partial. The record is from RefSeq and is a predicted model, not a curated record. Gene Ontology annotation, cellular component: nucleus; site of double-strand break. Gene Ontology annotation, molecular function: helicase activity; zinc ion binding. The transcript has 27 exons.
AUGGCUUCUCAGGAAUUUACUGUAUUAUACACUCACCAAAAAAUGAAAAAAUCAAAAACAUGGCAAGAUGGAAUUCUGAGGAUUAGAACCGGCAGAAAUAAGGCUAUCUUGUUUGAUGAUAAAGGACAAUGUUUGGAGAGCAUUUUUGUAAAAUCUCAGGUGAAUGCUGGUGAUAAUUUAGAAAGUGAACGAUAUUUGAUCACCGUUGAAGCAAUAAAAGUGAAUGAAAAGGCUUUUGAAGAUCAGCCAGGGAAACCAGAAACUCUAGCAGUGGAUAGAAAUGGUGUAAAGCCUGGUGUUCUGCCUCUAAGACAUCUGUCUGUUGGCUUGAAAAGGAAGUUUACAGGUUUCCAAGGGCCACGUCAAGUUGAGAAGAAAAUACCAACAUUGGAAGAUGGAGAAAAAACAACAAUACUGCCUUUAUCUGAGCAGCGUCAGAGUACUUUUCCAUCCAAGUUUUAUGUUACCUCUCCCUUAUUUUCUACGAUUUGCAAGAAGGAUACAGAAACAAAUCUUUCUGCAGACCUUCAUGAGGACACGUGCAUGGAUAAUGAUAGAGAUCACAUGUCUCUCUCUUCACUGCUUUCAGCUCCGUUUCUUGACAGAUGUGAGGAGACAGAGGAGCAAAACUCUGAUCAGUCCAUCAUGAAGCCAGAAUCUUCUCUCAUUACUGGGCACACCAAAUCUAGUAGUCUGACAGCCGGUCACAGGGCAGUGUCUCAGAACAUCAGGAGCACGGCACAGAUAUUAGCCCUUUUGAAGUCUAAACCAACACAAGUAUGCAGAGAGCAAACAAAAUCUGAAGUCACCGAAUGUGUCUCUAGGUUUCAGGCAUCAGAAAGCGCAGAUCGAUUGUAUAACCAAGAGAGCACAAUCCUACCUGCUUUUUCAGACAAUCCUGCCAAAAGACUCAUUCAAAGAAGUAUGCAACUGCCUUUUAAAAAGGGAACUGUAAAUGAUGAGAAGGAAUGGAAUGCUGAAAUGCUACAUUCAGCUGAACAACCUUCUGAUAAAGAAGUCACGGGACAGAGACACGACAAAAUGGCAAAUAAUUUAAGUCCAGAUUUACAACAUCCCUGCAAUACAAAUAGUUGCUUCCUACCUGAAUCCACUGUAAGUAGUAUGAGUGACAGUCCAUUUGUCCCAUCAUCAGGUGACAUUUUGUGUUCAGCAAGUCCAAUCACCUUUGAAAAAAAUCUCUCCAGAUACAGAGAGCAUUCCAUGACUAAUGAUUUUAAGGAGAAUUCAUCUAUUGAGUUGCAAAGCAUGCUUCAGCAAAGACAAAAUUCAGAAAGAGUGCCCAUUGAGCUGGAGCUCUCUAUGGACGUACCAUUGACUGAAAUUGGAAUUGUAAAGGAGAAAUUAAAUACACAUGGCAAUAACUGUGGUCCAGAUGAACAUGUGAUGGUGGUUAACUUUAAUUUAAUGGAGGCUUUUGAUUUCAGUGAUACAGACAACGAAGACUUGUGUGAAAGAGAUGGGAAUAAGCUCUCUGAAGGGGACAUGCUUUCACAAAGUCCAGAUUGCUCAAAGGGAGAAGAUGUAGCACAAAAUACUGUGUUGAGACUUCAUUCUUGCUGUGAAGUAAUGACACAGAGUGAAAAUGAAGAAGUCAAAUGUUCAACAAUUGAUGGAGAUAAUGAUAGAAAUCACUGUGCUGUGGCCAAACCAUCUCAGCUUCAUGACAACAAUGUCAGAGAUAUAGGGAGAAUUGCAGAAGACUCUGCAAAUCAGACUAGAAUUGAAAUGAGACUUCUGGAUGGUGGACACAAUGUGAAAGAGAUUAAUGAAAGUCAGUUAAGUAUUGAAGCCACAAACAACAAGAAGGAUCUUGAUGGCUCUGCAGCACACACCAUUAAUGGAAUGUUACGGAUAAAAAGCAAGCACUCUGAUCUUUUGCCUGGUGACACAAAUGUUAAUGAAUGUCACCCUAAAACCACUAUGUUUGAGAAAGCUGAAAGUAAUUCGUGUAUUUCUACCAGCAGAGUAAUUUCUGUAGUGGACAAAAGGACCAAGGAUGAUGUUAUACAGCUUGGAUGCAUGAAAUCUCCAGAGGUGUAUUUAGAACACUUCAGGGGUACUAAGAGUAAUGACAUUAAACCAGGUAGUCCUUUGCUGCUGUUGUCACAAAAAUCUGAUCCUAGCUGUGGCUCAUUCCAAUAUAUUGCAGAAGACCAUCAAAAGGUAUUUGGUAUUUCACAUAAGGAAGAUACUCCAAUUUCUAGAAGUCCUAUCUAUCCUGUAGGAAAAGGCCAGUCACCUCCAGAGGAAAAAGAAAUAGGUGGAACUGAGUUUGAAAAUGUAGAGAGCAUAAAUGCCUUUCAUGAAACCUGCAAAGGUGAAGGAAAGGGAAUGGACUGGCAGAAACACACAGCAAUGGCUGAAAAUUCAUCAGGUCUUCCUGAUUUGGUAAACAAUAUUGCUCUUCUAAGAGCUUUGACUCAACAUAGCACAGCACUAGAAAGCUUAGAAAAGAUGCAGGAAAAUCAUAGCGUAUUACAUGAAGGAGAGACUUCUAAAGAGAUAUUUGAACCCCUUGUGAAGGAUGAAGCUAUAAAACAGUUUACAGAAAUGCCUUACUCAGAAAGUAUACAGGCAUCUUCAUGUUUAUACUUUGAUUCCUCUGGCCUUAUGCCCAACUGUGUUGACAAUUUAUUACAGAACACAGAGGCAUGUAUUGUACCAGUAGCAGAAGCCCAAAGAGACUCUAGGACAUCUGACUGCCAACCAAAGCCUGUUGCAUUUCAAGGGCACCAAGUAAAAGGAUCAGCAGCUAGUGAGAUAAUGUUGAGAGCUCCCUGCUCAGAGCUAGGAUGGCAACGAUACCCAGAUAAUAUGGAGUUUGCAUCUGAGAGACUUUUAUCACCCCUGUUUUUAAGCAAUUAUGUCCUUUCUGAUUUCGGACAGCCUCCAGGUUCAGGAAGUCUUCAUGAGGAUGAUAUCAACUUUACUGGAGAAGAGAAUUUUCAAAAGAAGUCUAACAUUAUUAAAGAGUCAAUAAUAGAUCAGUCCCCACAGGAGAAAUCCGACUAUCCAGAGGAAUAUAACCUCUCAAGAUUGAAACCCACACUUAAAACACGAACUCCACUUGUCACUAUGCCUGCCACUAAGAUUCCUGACACAGUCUGUCCAACUGACAGCAAGGAGGUCCAGCAAUCCUUUGGCUAUUCAGUAGUCAAUUUAUGCAACAAGUCAGUGGUAUUUCCUUUUAGCGCUUUUGGCCCCGAGGACAGAAAUUGUGAAACCUCUGUGUUUGGAGAGGAUACGGAAGACGAACAAAGGGAAUCAGUACAACCAGUGUUCCCUAAUGUGACUCCACAAUAUAGACAAAGCAAGUGGCUAAAAUAUCAAAACACUUCUCAGUGUGACUUGAUAACUCAAAACAGCGAUGAUGGGGAAGUGAUGGAUGACAUCUGUUCUGAGAAUGUCCUUGGAAUGCCACUGGGUGACACAGGAGAGAGCAGUGCUGUGAAUAAAAGUGCUCCCAGCUUUACACCUCUGCUGACAGCAAAGAGCAUGCUUGGUAAAUGCUGUGCAAAUACCAACAAUGAAGAUUUGAUUUCAGAGAGGAAGUUACUUUCUCUGCACUUAAGUCCGACACCUUUGGCUGAAGCAACACAAAAGGUUUUAAGUCAUCUGAGCUGCCACACUGUAACGGGAGAUAUCCAGGCUAUAACAGUUUCUGAGUUAUCUUUUCCUGAUGUGGAUAAAGUAAAAUAUGCUAAUCUUCCUAAAAGAAAGAUUUCCAUACCAACUGUGUUUCAGUCUCAUGUUCACUACAAACAGAUUUUUAAAGCUGCUUUGACAGAGCAUUUAAACAUAGUGCUGUUUGAGUUGUCACAAAGAUUACACAAUGCUCUUUCAAAAGUGGAUAUAUCAUUUUACACUUCAUUGAAAGACGGGCACAGUGAGAGCAAAGAAAGCUGCGUUCCUCUCUGCAAUCACAUGCAUCCUGCUAAGCUUGUUAUGGUUAAAAAAGAAGGUCAGAACAAGGGUCGUUUGUUCUAUACCUGUGAUGCCCCAAAAACUGAGCGGUGUUCAUUUUUCAAAUGGAUAGAAGAUGUGAACCCCGCACAGAAAAAAUCCAGACCUGGCAUAGUGCUUCGUGAUGUAAAAAGUAUCGGGACAUACAUCAGAAGUCAAAAGAUUUCUCUCUACGAGGAAUGCCAGCUUUUCGUAAGGAAAGGCUUUGAAUUUCAAACACAGCCGUGUAGUAAGUUCAAGAAAUUUUUGAAUACACCUGCCAGAUUUGAUGGUGAUUUCAAAAGCAAACUAUACCUCAAACUAAGCAGAAAGGAGCAUUAUUCUCUCUAUAGCAAAGACGAUAUUUGGGUUGUUUCAAAGACUCUGAACUUCGAUCCUCUUGAUACUUUCAUUGCAAGUAGUGCUUUCUUUGGACCAUCCUCCAACAAUGAAGUAGAAUUACUACCACUGAAAGGCUACUGCUCCUCAAACUGGCGUUCAAAUAUGUUUGUUCAUGCCUUGCUAGUUUGUAAUGCUAGUGGUGAACUUACAUCUUUAAGAAAUAUGGAGGAGCACUUCAGUCCAUCUACUUUACCACUAAUACCUUACCUACUAAAAAUGAAUUUUGAUUCUGGAAAUACUACUAACAGAGUCAACAGAAGAAAAUUUAUUCCACCUGCCACCAGCCUGAAGCACACAAUGAUGUAUGGACCUGUCAGCACUGAAGUGGCAAUGGGAGUAGCUGAAAAGAUGAUUGAAACGUUCUCGUUGAAUGCAGAUCAAGCUACAUCACUGAUUCAGAUAGCUCAGAUGAUGACCUCAUGUGGAAGUACCAAAGCAGUGGAAGAACAUCAGAUCUUCCCUAUCACAAUCAUACGUGGUGUUUUUGGAGCUGGAAAGAGCUAUCUGCUGUCUGUUGUGAUCUUGUUCCUAGUACAGCUCUUUGAAAGCAGUGAAGCUACAGAGGAUGCAAGGCCAGCUCCAUGGAAACUUCUGAUUGCUUCUUCCACUAAUGUUGCUGUUGACAGGAUACUGCUGGGUCUACUUGAUCUUGGAUUUGAGGAUUUUAUCAGAGUGGGAAGUAUUAGGAAAAUCACCAAAGCAAUUCUUCCCUAUAGUUUACAUGCUGGCUCAGGAAAUGAAAAUGAGCAGUUGAAAGAACUGCUUGCUCUCAUGAAAGAAGACUUAACUCCAAUUGAAAGAAUAUACGUAAAAAAGAGUAUUGAGCAACAUAAACUGGGGACCAAUAAAACUAUACUGCAAAAGGUAAAAGUGGUUGGAGUGACCUGUGCUGCCUGCCCAUUCCCUUGUCUGAAUACUCUUAAGUUUCCUGUAGUGAUGCUGGAUGAGUGCAGUCAGAUGACUGAACCUGCCUCUCUCCUUCCUAUUGCAAGGUUUCAGUGUGAAAAGCUAGUCCUUGUUGGAGACCCUAAGCAAUUACCACCAACUAUUCAAGGGUCUGAGAGCGUUCAUGAAAAAGGAUUGGAGCAGACUCUCUUUGACCGGCUUUGCAUAAUGGGACACAAACCAAUACUUCUUAGGACACAGUACCGAUGUCACCCUGCUAUUAGUGCCAUAGCCAACGAGCUGUUCUAUGAAGGAAAUCUGAUAGAUGGUGUUUCCGAGAAAGACAGAAGUCCUUUAUUGGAUUGGCUUCCAACACUAUGUUUUUAUAGUGUUAACGGUGUAGAGCAAAUUGAAAGAGACAACAGCUUUUAUAACAUGGCAGAGGUUCAUUUUACAGUCAAGCUCAUCCAGUCUCUGAUUGCAAGUGGAAUAGAAGGAUCUGCAAUUGGUGUGAUUACUCUUUAUAAAUCACAGAUGUGUAAGGUUUGUCUAGUCAUGAGUAGCAUAACUGAUCACCAUCCAUAUUCAUUGGCGUUUGAAAUUAAAGCCAUCCAGGUGUCCACUGUAGACGCGUUCCAAGGAGCUGAGAAGGAGAUCAUUGUUUUGUCAUGUGUAAGAACGAGACAAAUUGGGUUCAUAGACUCAGAAAAGAGAAUGAAUGUUGCACUAACGAGAGCAAAGAGGCAUUUGUUGAUUGUUGGAAAUCUGGCCUGUUUAAGUAAGAACAGGCUGUGGGGAAGAGUAAUUCAUCACUGCAAAGGAUGGGAAAAUGGAUUACAACAUGUAAGCCAGUGUGAGCAGCAGCUAAACGACAUUAUUAAGCACUAUGAGGAGAAAUGGAAGGAAGAGGAACAGAAUAAGAAAAA